This is a messenger RNA of Coffea arabica (coffee), 2986 nucleotides long. Lineage: Eukaryota; Viridiplantae; Streptophyta; Magnoliopsida; Gentianales; Rubiaceae. The record is from RefSeq and is a predicted model, not a curated record.
CUUGUGCAAUUUUGCAGAUUUGAUAGGAACCUGAGCCACCUAGGUUCUUUUUUUCCCUCGGUUUAUUCAAAUAAUGAUGAUUGAUAGUUCAAAGAUGGAGUAUAUGGAUUUAAACAUAUGGUCUUUGGAUUAUUUGGUUUUAGAAACUGAUUUGGAAAUCCCUUCUUUUACCUGAAUUUUUCAUUACAAAGUACAACUUUGGAGCUAAUAGAACUAGGAAAAAAGAUGGAAUAGCGUAAGAAAAGAACUUGAGGAGGGGGAGGGUAUUGCAAUAUAGCAAGCUAUAUCUUUUGCUAGACCAUAUAGAGAACCCAAAUGAUGGUCCUGAUGCAGUCCUCAGAGGUAUUUUUAUCACUAGAAAGCAGUUUUAUGUGUGUCGUUUGCUGAUGGGCUUCCCAGUUUCCCUAACAUGUAUAUCUUGCUUUUGUUUUGGAAUCACAAUGUGCAGUAGGGAAAUGACAGGAAGUAUCAAACGAAAUUUGUUCACAAGUUGGUUCUUGAUAUCCUGUGAUCUAUCAUAAUGGCUAGAAGUUACUUUUGUAGUUUUAGUUUGCUUUUUUGUUCUUGAUAUGGAGUAUUCUGGCUUCAAAUAGUGGUGUUUUGCACGGCAUUCACCAGGUGUAUGUCUUCUCCUAUUUGGAUAAGUUGUUAUGCCAAUGCCUUUUAUUUGUCUUUCACCUUUUCCAGUUUGAUUUUUUUGGCCGUUCGGUAAAUAUUAGAACAUGGGGUAGUAUUAACUCGAUAGACCAAGUUUUCUAAUAGCAAUUCCCUUGGUUACAACUUUUUAUGUUGUCUCUAAUUAAAUCACCAGGGACUUGUGUUGCCACGACUCCUUGCUCUUUCUCUAGCCUUACUGUUUUAUUGUCUUCCUUAGUGUAUUCUACCUGAGUAUCUCUUCUACAAGCUAAGGUUACCUAUUGCAAGCUCUGACUUACUGGAUAGUGUUUGAUUCACCAGUAGAAUAAACUCUUUGAAGGAUAACUAGAUAAAUAACAGUCAACAAGUAAUGUCUGUAAUAGUUCCAUGGCCAUGAUGAAGCUGUUUGAUGCUAAUUGUCACCUACAAGAAAUUUCUUGUGUUAUUUGAUUCUUUGUUCUACCUUUCAAUUGUCCAUUAUUUAUUCUUAUUUGUGUUUUGCAUUUUUCUCCUAUUUCCUCUUUACAUUUUGCGUGCAGUUUUCUUCGUCCGUGGUUGCUGUAAAGAACUUUCUUUCUUCUUCAUCUUCUGUUAUAUAUCUGCAGCUUGAAUUGUUUCAGAAUGGAAAAGUUGCUCACAAUAAAAGAAAUUAUGCCUGAAAUGCAAAGUUGGACAUGCAAAAUCACAGUUCAAGAAAAACAGCAAGUUACUCAAUCAAUGUCCACCCCAACAAAAAAGCAAAAGUUCAUAGUUAUUGACGCUGAGGGAUAAAAAAUUGAAGGCAUUAUUUUCAACAAUGACAUCCCUAGAAUGAGCUCAAUCCUUCAAGUUUAUAAGAAAUACAACAUAUCCAAUGCUGAAGUGAAGCCAAUCUUACCAAAAUAUCAGACUGCUGAAAUAACUCAUCAGUGGACAAUCACGAGCAAAACUGUUAUUGAAGAGGUUCUUGAUGAUGAAGAUAUAAUGCCUGUCAAGUUCAACUAUACAAAGUUUACAGAUUUGGCACAGUAUAUGGACUAUAAGACUAAAUCAGUUGAUAUCCUUGGAAUAGUUAUUGAAGCAUUGGAGAAAAAGGCAAUUACUACACACUACAGAGAGUCUAUUGUUCAAAAGUUUGUGCUUGUGAAUGAAAAUAGAUUGCAAACUGUUGUACUUUCUAUGUGGGAUGAUUUCAUCAAAAAUGAAGGAGAACAGAUAAUUUCUGCCAUGAACAACUAUCCUGUUAUUAUUGCCCGAAGGAUAAAAGUCAACAACUACAAUGGUGUUUCUUUGUCCACAUGGUUUGAUUCUGCAAUCCUCGUUGAUCCUCCUGUUCAAGAAGCAAGGAAACUAAAGAAUUGGGCAAUAAGAAAUAGCAAGGAGUUGACAGUUAUUCUGGAACAGAAAACUUAUACUAGAUACAAUCCAGAACUUUCAUUGAAACCAGAUCAAAAGACCACCUUAAUUUGCAAUGUUAAUCCUACCCACAAGAGUACAUGGGUCAAAGCACAGUUCAGUUUCCAGCACAUAUUUCAAAAAUACUGGUAUAUGAGCUGCAAAAAAUGUUAUUGAGGUACUGCAGCAGCACAUGAAGUCAUUUUUAGCUGUAAUAUUUGUAAAGAAAAACAUCCUGCUGAACCAAGGUGUCGCUUUGAUGUGGAUUUACGGGAUCAUACUGGAGUUAUCACAGUUUCUAUCUUUGGAGAACAAGCUGAACAACUGCUGACGUUCAAUGCUCUUGAAAUAAUGGAACACUUUAAGCAGAACAUUGAGCUUCCACUUGAAAUCGUCCACAAAGAACUUGACUCAAAGUGGUUCUUGGUACACAUUAAGCCAGUACAAACUCAAGUUGCAGAUACAAAGCAGCGAUAUACAAUCAUUUAUUAUUCUGAGAUUGUCGAUGCUGCUACCCCAAUUUCUUUUGUCAAUGAAUCAAUCAUUCCCUUUCUAUCAGUUCAUAAUCAGGAUGGCCCUUCACAGACCACAACUUCAGGCACUUUAACUACUGAAGAAAACAAUCCAACUUCAAAGAUUCGUCUUUCACUAAAUCAAAAGUUUGAUCAGGCUGAAGAACCAGAAAAAAAUGCUUCUCAUCUUGAAGGAACUAGCUACAACAAGAAGCCAAAACUGAACUAAGUUCUCAUGUUCUAUAGUUUCUUUUGAAACUUAGGAUUGCUACUUUGAAACUAAAUUGCUGCUCUAUGCUUUUUGUUCAGCAAUUUAUGAUUUUAAGAAAUCAUGGUAUUGCUGUUGUGUUUUGUUUAGCAACUUAUGAUUUCCAGAAAUCAGAAAAUGACUGCUACUUAACUAUGUUGUUUCUUGUUUCAGAAUUACAUUUCUUUAAAUGUAGACAUACUACUUAUUUUGGAGC